Molecule: messenger RNA, 1503 nt
Organism: Tarenaya hassleriana
Lineage: Eukaryota; Viridiplantae; Streptophyta; Magnoliopsida; Brassicales; Cleomaceae
Product: GATA transcription factor 21
Exons: 3
Coding region: 192-1196 (334 amino acids)
Biological process (GO): regulation of DNA-templated transcription
Molecular function (GO): sequence-specific DNA binding; zinc ion binding
Source: RefSeq, a predicted model, not a curated record
ACUCACACACACAUAUAUAUAUAUAUAUAGUGUUUGGCUCGUGUCUCUCACCCUUUAAAAUAGAUCUAAGUACGUAUAGCUCGGACCCUUUUUGCCUUCUCUGAUAUCUCCCAAUCUCUCUUCCUCCUUUGUGUUUCACCAACUUCAAAGCUUACAUCUCUCUCUCUCUCUCUCUCCCUCUCUCCCUCUCAAUGAAUUCGAAUUUUCAUUACCCUAUAGAUCUCAAUGAAGAUCAAAACCACCAACCCUUUUUCUGUACUAUUGGAUCGUCUCAUCAUCAAGCUUCUUCCUCAUCGUCUACAUCAUCUUCGUCUCUCUCGUACCUCCCUUUCUUGAUCAACUCUCAGCAAGAACACGUUGGUUAUAACACUGCCAAUUACCAUGGCGAUCAUGAUUGUCUCUCCCAACCCCUCGAGGCGAAGAUGUUGACGUCAAACGGUGGAUCAUCAUGUGAUCACAUGGUGCCAAAGAAGGAGACAAGACUGAAACUGACAAUAAGGAAGAAAGAACAGAGGACCGAUCUCCCUCUUGUUCAGAACCAGACAAAAUCCAAUCAGAGCGCUUCGUCGCCGACCACAACCACCGUCAAGUGGAUGUCUUCGAAGAUGAGGCUGAUGAAGAAGAUGAUCGCCCACAAACGGCCCAUGGAUCGAAAUCUCCACGAUGUUGAUCACAAGAAGAAAACUUCCCCCGAUCACUCUACAGUCUACGACAAUGGUCAUGGUCACAACAAUGGCGUGAUUAGGGUUUGCUCUGAUUGUAACACCACCAAGACUCCUCUAUGGAGAAGUGGCCCUAGAGGUCCAAAGGUAAAUCCCCACAGCAAUUAUCAAAUUCAAUUUACCGCCGGCUCCAACGAUUCUCCGGCAGGACAGCCGCCGCAGCAGCUAGCGUUGGCGAAGAAGAAGACACAUAACAAGAACAAGAGAACUAGCGACCAUUUCAGCCCACCGCCGAAGGCCAAGAAGUGCAAGAUCACGGCAGUUGAUGCCUCGCCGGCGGCGGCGGAUGAUUCAGGAACUCAGAGCAAAUCUUCUCCGUCGUCUUCGUCCUCUUCGUCGUCGAACAAAUUCGGUUUCGAUGAUCUGACGAUAAUAUUGAGCAAGAGCUCGGCGUUUCAGAAAGUUUUCCCACAAGAUGAGAGAGAAGCCGCCAUUUUGCUCAUGGCUCUAUCGUAUGGGAUGGUUCACGGUUGACAAGACAAAUUUUCACAAAAGUGGACCACAUAUAUAUAUUUAUAUAUAUAAGUUAUAUAGUAUAAUAAUUGAUUGUUAAAUCUCGGUUUGGUCGUAGAAUGUUUUCUUAUUAUUUAGUUUUGCAGUAGCGGUCUAAUCAGGAGUGAAACACCAUAUAAUAAGAGAGUGAGUUGCUAGGUUUUCUAUUACUAUAUGGACCUCUUGAACAGGUUGAUAACCAGAUCAUAUGGGUCUUCUUGUUCAUUUACCUCUUCCAUCAUGCAAUGAGAUCCGAGAAACAAUUAAUAUAAAUCAUAGUUUUCAUUUA